CCACUAACCCUUUGAAAUGUCGGAUAUGUCGAAUUCACGCCCCAAAAUUGAGAAGCUGUCCACGCUCUUGUGUGGGGGUAAAAUGUCAACACUCACCACCAGUUUUACUUUCAGUGUGCCUGGACUAACCGUUUCUCUUGCUUCUGUACAACUGCGUCAGCACUGUCCAAACUAAUACUAUAGUUUUUUCUUAACUGUGCCAACUAAUCGUUUCUCUUACCUGUGUAGACCCUUGAAAAUGUUGCCCGUUUUCUGUUUAGCACGUCCCAUCCUAACGUCGACCUGUCUAUGUGCCACAUUUGAUUUUGGGGUUGUUGAGUAUCGUGUAUGUAAUGUGUCUAUGUUUUUUUUUGGGGGGGUCAUGCCUUUGUGCGUGUGACAACUAUAUGAUGGGUUUGGGAAGUGUAGAGUUUUGAGAUAUUUCACACCGAGUCCUUUAAGUAAGAGGUCUGGAAGUCAAUUAUAGCUUUGUGCAAUUUUACCGGGAGCACCUAAGAUUGCACAGAUGAGGUCUGUCAUCUGUGGUCCUGGUUCCGUUGGAGCAUCUUUGUCCAAAUCGAAGCGGCACUUUCUAAUAAUACCCUAGACAACUGUUGCAACAGCUUGCAUUUUUCUUGCUUCGAAGAUUGAAGACACGCCUUGCCAAUUAGAAAGUGUGGUAAUCCGGUGCCAUGAAACAAUGUACAAGAAAAACCCUGUUGCUGCUCGCAGAAUCAAUCAGAAGGUGAUUCUUGAGAAACAGAAGGCCCUAAUUUUGGCAGGGGAAGCGCUAUUGCUUUCAACCAUUAGAUAUGAUCUCAAUAUACAGCAUCCUUAUGAGCCACUAAAUGUCGCUCUCAAGAAACUCGGGAUCUCCCACAAGGAAGUGAAACAAUCUGCAACUAAUCUCAUAAAUGAUACGCUUCGGACUACAUUGGUAGUACAAUUAAAACCGCACUACAUUGCUGCUGGAUCUCUCUCCCUUGCUGCUAGGUUCCACAAUGUCAGGCUUCCUACUGAAAAUGGAAAAGUAUGGUGGCAGCAGUUCGAUAUUGCUCCAAAACUCUUGGAAGCUGCUAUCCAGCAAAUGAAAGAGCUAUUUAUGAAAAGAAACCAGCUCCCCAAGAGUCCUGCUAUCCAGCCCACUCCAGCUCAGACCUCGGUGGAGAAACAGCAGAUAGUAAGCACGACUCCUGCUAUCCAGCCCACUCCAGCUCAGACCUCGGUGGAGAAACAGCAGAUAGUAAGCACGACUCCUGCUAUCCAGCCCACUUCAGCUCAGCCUCUGGUGGAGAAACAGCAGAUAACAAGCACGACUCCUGCUAUCCAGCCCACUUCAGCUCAGCCUCUGGUGGAGAAACAGCAGAUAAGAAGCACGACUCCUGCUAUCCGGGCCAUUCCAGCUCAGACCCCGGUGCAGAAACAGCCGACAAUAAGCAGCAGUCCUGCUAUCCGGCCCAUUCCAGCUCAGACCCUGAUGGAGGAACAACAGACAAUAAUCACAGCUCCUGCUAUCCGGCCCAUUCCAGACCAAGACCGGGUGGAGAAAAUGCAGAAAAGGAGCAUGACUCCUGCUAUCCGGCCCAUUCCAGCUCAGACCCCGGUGGAGAAACAGCAGACAAUAAGCAAAACUCCUGCUAUCCGGUCUGUUCCAGCUCAGGACCCGGUGGAGAAACAGCAGACAAGAAGCACGAAUCCUGCUAUCCGGCCCAUUCCAGCUCAGACCCCGGUGGAGAAACAGCAGACAAGAAGCAAAACUCCUGCUAUCCGGUACGUUCCACCUCAGGAUCCGAUGGAGAAACAGCAGAUAAGAAGCAAAACUCCUGCUAUCCGGUACGUUCCACCUCAGGAUCCGAUGGAGAAACAGCAGAUAAGAAGCAAGACUCCUGCUAUCCGGCCCAUUCCAGCUCAGACCCCGGUGGAGAAACAACAGACAAUAAGUAUGUCUCCUGCUAUCCGGUCUUUUCCAGCUCAGACCCCGGUGGAGAAACAGCAGAUAAUGAGCGCGACUCCUGCUAUCCAGCCCACUUCAGCUCAGCCUCCGGUGGAGAAACAGCAGAUAGUAAGCACGACUCCUGCUAUCCGGCCUGUUCCAGCUCAUACGUGGGUGGAGAAGCAGCAAAUAAUAAGCACGACUCCUGCUAUCCAGUCCCCUUCAGCUCAGCCUCUGGUGGAGAAGCAGCAGAUAAGCUUCCCGAAGCCUGUUCUGAAGUAUACAUACUCAAGGAGAGGCCUAAAAAGGCCUGCUCCAGAUCCAGUUCCAUCUCCGGUGGAGAAACAGCAGAUGAAAAACACAGUGGGUCCUGUUUUGGGGCAGGAGCUCUCUACCAGUGGAGGCCUAAAUAGGCCAACUUUAGCUGCAACUACAACUCCAGCUCCGGUGAAGAAACAGAAGAUAGGAAGCACCCCAGACUCUGUUGGAGGCACAAUGCCCACUAGAGCUCCAGUUAGAGCUAGAACACCGGUGAGGAAACAGAAAAUAGGAACGCAAGGCUCUGUUCCGAGGCACACUCGCCCUUCAGAUGGAGGCGAAAGAAGUCCUGUUCCAGUUCCAGCUCGAGCUAGAACUCCGGUGAGGAAACAGCAGAUAAUAAGUAUCCAAGUCCCUGUUCUGAGGCAUCCUCAACCUUCAGUUGGAGGUGAAAGAAGGUCCACGACCGCUCUAGCUAGAUCUCCGGUGAGGAAACAGCAGACAAUAAGCACCCCAGACUUUGAUCUGAGGCAUACAAAUCCUUCAGUCGGAGGCGUAAGAAAGCCCACUGCUGCUCCAGCCCCAGCUCGAGCUAGAAGUCCGGUGAGGAAAUCACAUACUCACCCUUCAGCUGGAGGCGAAAGAAGGUCUUCUGCAGCUCCAGCUAGAUCUCCAGUGAGGAAAGAGCAGAUAAUAAGCACCCCAGACUCUGUUCUGAGGGAUACAAAUCCUUCAGUCGGAGGCGAAAGACAGCCCACUACAGCUCCAGCUCCAGCUCGAGCUGGAAGUCCGGAGAGGAAACUGCAUACUCACCCUUCGGCUGGAGGUGAAAGAAGGUCUGCUACAGCUCUAGCUAGAUCUCCGGUGAGGAAAGAGCAGAUAAUAAGCACCCCAGACUCUGUUCUGAGGGAUACAAAUCCUUCAGUCGGAGGCAAAAGACAGCCCACUACAGCUCCAGUUCGAGCUCGAGCUGGAAGUCCGGAGAGGAAACCGCAUACUCACCCUUCGGCUGGAGGUGAAAGAAGGUCUGCUACAGCUCUAGCUAGAUCUCCGGUGAGGAAAGAGCAGAUAAUAAGCACCCCAGACUCUGUUCUGAGGGAUACAAAUCCUUCAGUCGGAGGCAAAAGACAGCCCACUACAGCUCGAGCUCGAGCUGGAAGUCCGGAGAGGAAACCGCAUACUCACCCUUCGGCUGGAGGUGAAAGAAGGUCUGCUACAGCUCUAGCUAGAUCUCCGGUGAGGAAAGAGCAGAUAAUAAGCACCCCAGACUCUCUUCUGAGUCAUACAAAUCCUUCACACAGAGGCCUAAAAAGCAAUAACUUUGAUAGACAUGCUUCCAGGCAUAUGCGUGUGGACAGUUCAGUUCAUCGAGAUUCCACCGCCAGCUCUGGAAGGAAUGAAGGUAGCAUGCCACAGAGAAUGCAUGUGGAUCAUAGCUUGAAUAAAACUACCAAGGAUGGUAGGCCAGAGGUGCUAACUCUCCGGGAAGCUCUAAGAGCUGAUCAUGUCUACCAUGUUCGCAGCGGACCGAAAGAUGUAAAUAUGGCGAGGGUGGCAAACUUUGUCAACAAGAGAAAGAUUCAGGAGGCUGCAGAGCAUCCAGCUCUGGUUAAUAAACCUGACGGAGAUGCUUGGACGGGGCCGCAGAUUAGAAGUGUGAUUGUUGCCCCGCCGUCCUUGAAGAAACAGAAGAUCUAGUCAGAGUUUAAAUUACUGUUCUGUAAAGAUCCAUUGGUACUGCUAUUAAGACAAUGGUUGCUCGCAGAGAUGAUAAAUUAUUGUGAAUGGUGAUAAGAUAUAGAUGCCUUGUAAACUGGUUGUUGGCUUUGUUGAAAAGGAAUAGAGAUGAAAACCCUUGACUCUGGGCAGUGGGCAGAAUGUUGCUGCCGAGUUUUGUAUGUUUGGAGGCGUUUGAUUCGCGCCGAGAAGGAAUGGAGAUGAAAUCCGCCAUUGCUGUGUAAAUUGAUGUAGGCAUGAAAGAUCUGUUGUCUAAUCUAGCCUAGGAAACCUAGGACUUGUGAUGAAAACCGACAUUGUUGUGUAAAUUUAUGUAUGUAUAUGAAGGCAUCUGUUUUGUCAUUCAGCCUAGGAAACUGAGAUGAAAUAGAGGUGAUAGCCGAGAAUGCUGUGUAAAUUUGAUGUAUGCAUGAAGGCAUCUAUUUAUCUAAUUUAGCCUAGGAAUCAUUCUUUCCUGUACAAACAUAACUUGCACAUGUAACUUGUUAGCGUGUAUAUAAUGAAUUUUGUUGCGAUGCCUUGCGAA
Messenger RNA from Lolium perenne, 4433 nucleotides. RefSeq lists its product as uncharacterized. NCBI's taxonomy places the organism in Eukaryota, Viridiplantae, Streptophyta, Magnoliopsida, Poales, Poaceae. Gene Ontology annotation, biological process: regulation of transcription by RNA polymerase II. Gene Ontology annotation, molecular function: cyclin-dependent protein serine/threonine kinase regulator activity. The record is from RefSeq and is a predicted model, not a curated record.